AGUCAGGCGGCAGCACAGGUUCCACUCCAGGGAUCCAGACAGGUGGACUGUCCUCUGCAUGCGGGUUGGGGUGCGAGGCCACGCUGGUGCAGGGGAGCCCAGGGCAGGACACGCAGCUCACAGACUCCGGCGGUUCUAAUACACCCACGAGACGCAGCCACGGCCGCUCCCCUCUCACUGCCAGCCCCAGCCUCUCUCUCUGCCUCUGCCAAGGGCACGAAUGGGCAAAGCAGAACUUCCAGAAGGGAAGAUGAGCACCCAGGAUCCCUCAGACCUGUGGAGCAGACCCGACGGAGACGCUGAGCUGCUCCAGGACUUGGGGUGGUACCACGGCAAGCUCACGCGCCACGCGGCGGAGGCCUUGCUCCUCUCCAACGGAUGCGACGGCAGCUACCUGCUGAGGGACAGCAACGACACCACCCGGCUGUACUCUCUCUCCGUGAGAGCCAAAGACUCUGUGAAACACUUUCAUGUCGAAUAUACUGGAUAUUCAUUUAAAUUUGGCUUUAAUGAAUUCGCAUCUUUGAAGGAUUUUGUAAAGCAUUUUGCAAAUCAGCCUUUGAUCGGAAGUGAGACAGGCACUCUGAUUGUUCUGAAACAUCCCUAUCCAAGAGAAGUGGAAGAACCUUCCAUUUAUGAGUCCGUCCGGGUUCACACGGCGAUGCAGACAGGAAGAACAGAAAACGACCUUGUGCCCACGGCGCCUUCUCUGGGCACCAAGGAAGGCUACCUCACCAAGCAGGGGGGCCUGGUCAAGACUUGGAAAACAAGAUGGUUCACUUUGCACAGAAAUGAACUGAAAUACUUCAAAGACCAGAUGUCUCCAGAACCAAUUCGGAUCCUAGACCUAACAGAAUGUUCAGCUGUACAAUUUGAUUAUUCCCAAGAAAGGGUAAACUGUUUUUGCUUAGUAUUUCCAUUCAGGACAUUUUAUCUCUGCGCAAAGACAGGAGUAGAAGCUGAUGAAUGGAUCAAGAUAUUACGCUGGAAACUGUCACAAAUAAGAAAACAGCUCAACCAAAGGGAAUGCACCAUCCGGUCUCGGUCGUUCAUCUUUAACUAGGUCUUUCCUAGCAAGCACCGCCCUGCCCAGAGCAAGGUGGAAUGCGCCCCGAUCGCAGGCUUCCCACGAGAGCUGACUAAGGAUUUUUCCCUAAAAACAAAUCCAAAGGCAGAUGCUGUUUGGGAUCCACAGGGCACGUUUGCCAACUCACGGAAAACUGCUGCCCUUCCAAGACGUCGCCAUCUCUUUGAGAAAACGGAAGUGGUCCUCGUUUCGGAGAAACUGAUCACACUCACUCAGAACACACGAUGUAAAGAUGAAGGGUUUCUGUUUUCACUCACUGUGGUCCCCAAGCCUGUUGACAUCAGGGGACCCACAGUUGCCAGGAGUCUCGCUCUGAGUCAUGGUCAGCCCCUGUGACGCCCAGCUUGUGCUAUUAACCAGGAAGGAAGCAGUUGUAUGCUUAGAGGCUUAGCCGACUUCUUCAGAAAUUAUAUUGAGAUAGCAAACAUCAAAGAUUUCCAGGGGAGAGGUUGUUUUUGGCUUCUUUUCCCCUUUAUACAAAAAACAAAAAGUUUCCAAAACUAAAAUGGAAAAGGUUUGUGGUAUUUAUUUUCUCUUUCUAAAAGGCUCAGAAAUGUAGCGGGUCCCUCACUUCUAAUAAUAAAACUGUGAGAACUAAAUGGGCAAUCAGGUGGUACAAUGAAGAUAAAUGAACGUGCAAUUUUAAAAACAUCUCUCUUUCAACCAUUUGGGGGACUGUUUUAAAGAGUGAGAAAACAUACAUUGAAGGGUGAUAAAGUAGCAGAUAAUUUGUAGUUUAAUAAUUAUUGUUACUAUAGUAACAAUAAUGGAGUACUUGUAAGCACUAAGUUAUCUUCAUUCAACAUUUCGCCAAAAGGACUGAGACACUUCUCAAGAAUGUGUUUUAACAAUCCCUUCAUCAGAAUGAGCUGUCUCGGGCUGGCCCAAGGGAUGUAAGAAUCACCCAAGCGCCUUGUAUCUUAUUAAACAGCCAUUUCUGUUGCCAGUUGAGGGAGUAGCACUAAAUCUACAUGAAAUAUCUACUAAUGUGUUAACCCAGCUUUUUCAAACUAGAAUAAGGGGACUGAAAUAGGGGAACGAGACACGAAUGCCCAGAGCUCAUAAAUAGAUUCUAACCCCUUCUAUUAUCUUUAUUAAUAGUGCUUUUUUAGAUAGAAGUUUGAAGGGAGACAAAAAUGAAUGAAGAGUCCGAGAAUAAAAUGAUGAUGGUGCAAAGCUAUGAUAGAAACUGCUCUUGCAAUCCAAAGGGAUACAUUGUUCAAUAAGUUUCUUCUGUUAUUGAAACAUCUAAGACUCAAAAAUUACAUCAACUUUUUGUAUAUUUCAACAAGGCUUUUAAUGUAUUUUGUUGUGUUUGUAUUCUAUGGGGUAAAGCGGAAGUCAAGUUGAAAUGUGUCAUGUCAAGUUUGCAAAGCAAGAAGUCACAAACAAAUCCUCACUGGGAUGUAUAGUUUUAUGUUUUGUUUUCUUAGAAACAAGGGUGUUUCUUUGUGUAGGUAAUGUUGUUUUUAUUUUUUGUAAAACGUAUGUUUAUUUAUAUUCUUUGGUUUUGUUUAUUAAAAGGAAUAUGAUUUUGCUGUG
Molecule: messenger RNA, 2629 nt
Organism: Lemur catta (Ring-tailed lemur)
Lineage: Eukaryota; Metazoa; Chordata; Mammalia; Primates; Lemuridae
Gene: DAPP1
Product: dual adaptor of phosphotyrosine and 3-phosphoinositides 1
Exons: 10
Coding region: 221-1063 (280 amino acids)
Source: RefSeq, a predicted model, not a curated record